AAGCUGACGCCGCCCGAAUAAUACUGAGUGAUGCUAGAGCCUCUUGUGUUGACCGCGGGAAUCCCUCUACUCUGAUCGGAUUCUGAGCCCAGAAGGGGGCCGGACGUCGGCUCCGGAGUGCAGAGGAGUCGUUUAGUGCGGUAAGGCCCUAAAACAUCCAUUGGCGCGCGGUCUGCUCUCAAGAUCUGCAGAUCUUCAAGACCCACAUACCCCGCACGCCCCCUAGGCGUGUGGAUCUCGUAGGAGGUUUAACACAGGAGGUUCAGUUUUUGGUUUGAUAUCUCUGUGGGAUCCCUGGUACCAAUAGUAUUUGAGACGUCGUUUAUAAAAAGUGGAAUAAGUUGCGAUAUUAAAUGGUAAACUAGUCAUAGAUUCUAUAUAUACUUAUAUUAACACAACAUGACAUUUUUUUCCUCUUCCCCUAAAAGUUAUCGGUUAGAUUAUUCACUGCAGAUAAUUAUGACGUACAGGCUAGUUUGCCUUUGCCAGUCCAACUUGACAUUUCAGAAGAAAAAUUGUUUAUUAAAAUAAUGCAAAUUGCAAAUAUUGCAAUGCAAGUAACAUCUAAAUUUAAUUGAAAUAUUACUUAAUACAUACUUACAGUGCAUGUAUUUUUAUUAGCCAAUGAAGAUAAGUUGUACAUUUAAUAAGCUUCAUCCGUGUAAUACACAAAAUUUUGUAUACUGUGUCUAUAAGCGAUAUUUAAACAAUCACUGAAAACAUGUUAUUUAACUUGUUGUUAGGACAAACUUUAUAGAUGGAUAUAAGUGGUUAUAAGACCGGGACGGGGUCCCAGAGCUCCGAUAGCCCGGCCUCUGUUGGUAGCGGAUCUACUUCUGGCUUUGAAAAGAAUGCAUUCUCUCCUCUACCAUCUCCAAAUCUACCGGCUCCGACGCCGAAAGGCGUUGAGAAUGCCAAGAAACGACUUCGUGCAUUCUCAAUUAUGCAAAAAAAGACGCCUCUUUCGACAAUGCCAGUGCCGAAAGCUGUAAAUGCUGGAGGUCCUACAGUGUACAUCGGGAAGUUAAGUAGUGUGAAAGUAACAGCAAAACCUGAAGAUCCUGCAGCAGAACAGAAAAAACCUCCAAAACCACCUAAGCCUGGAUACAUCAGGAAACUUAUACAGGCGGAGCAUAUGGACCAACAGAAGAAGACAUUGUCAGAGAUCGAAGACAUGAAGAGGAAAAUGGAAUUAGUGGAGCUCGGUAUUCCCCUCGGCCUCAUCUGUCCCAGCUCUAACAACGACAAGGCCAUGCCGACUAAAGCUAUGCCCCCAAUCAAAUCAUUUAUAGCUCGCACUAAAUGCACGUCUCCGGUACGCUCUCGAUGGCGGCACGUGUCGCGUCAAGGAAUAUGCACGUGCAUCGCACACUUCAAUCCAGCAAAAGUGGAUGAAAUAAUUCAAGAAGCGAAGAAGGCUAAAGCCGAAGGUAAACCAUUCAAGUUUGACUAUCAGAAAUUGUUACCUGGUUACGACAACCCGUUUCAAAGGAAGAAGGAUGACCCUCGUGAAAAAGAAAAAAGACCAGACGAUCGCAGCAAGACUAAAGACAGAAGAAGUGACAAGUUCGAUAAGAGAUCCAGCAAGAAACAUGACAAAUACAGGGAGGAGAGACCUAAAAGUGGAGAUAAAAAAGAAAGCGUGAAGAAAGAGAAAGGUCAGAAGGAGACUGAUGUUAAUCUCAACGAUUAUCUCGUGUGCGAUAGCUGGUCCCUGGACAACGAAGAUAAGAUUGUAAGUCCUAAAGUAGACGAGAAGCCGAAACCUAAAUCCAGUGAUUCUACUCCAAAACCCGAGGAUCCAGUGGAACAAUUGAAGGAGAGCAUCCAAAAGACUUCACAACAAGAAACCCCCAAGACCGGUACUAAGAAAAUAGGGAAGCUAAAACCAGUUAUCGAUUCUUUCGAAUACGAAAUCGAUCCCAACGAGGAGGCGCUCGAUAUAUUCGACGAACAAAUCGAAUUGGAAAAGUUUUCCAAGCCGACCGCGACCAGGACAGACAAAAGUCCGAUCAGACUUAACUUAUACGACGACGAAGUCACUAAGGACGGGGCGAACGACGAGUCCUUCCUGCAGUCGGUCAUCAACGAGAUACAGGACGAGGAGAUCAACGAAGACUCCAUCCAGGACAAAGGCCUGGUCGAGUACGAAAUAUCGCCCAAAGACGACGAGAGCCCGAGGGCCAACCGGUCCGUGACCCCCGAGGUCAAGGACUCCGGCGCCAGCCAACGGAGCGACUUCUCAGACAGCUUCAAGUCGAUGGAGUCCGGCUACAGGUCCACUGAGUCUGGCUACCGGUCCACGGAGAGCUCCAGGUCCUACCGCAUGUCCCUAGACAAGGACUUCGAGGAGGCUGAAAACAAUAUGUCCAAAUCGACAGUCGACUCCCUCGAGGUCUGGAGCUUCGUGCUGAAGAUCUGUCAGCCGCUGUUGUUCCGACACGACAAGGAUAAAUGUUACAAAGAAACCCAUGCCGUGCCUAAGGUGUGGUUCGCUGAGAACCCGAAGACGUGUCGCUGCGUGAAGGACCGCGCCGUGGUGUACGAGGAGCUGGAGACGUGCAAGAUGUCGCUGGUGGACCGCGUGUACGGCUGCGACCAAAUAUCUGAUUUCCCGUGUCCCUCGUCGCGCGAGUGGUACCCUCCCCUGCGUCCCCCCGCGGCCUCCCCCCCGCCCCCCGUGCCGCGCGCCCCCCGCGCCCCCUGCGACGACUGGGAGUCGGAGGAGCAGCCGGCCCCCCACACCCCGCAGCGUACCGAGACCGUGUACCUCGACCGGGAGUAUCAGAGGUUCAUGCAAGCGGUGCUGUCGGACGUGUCUGAGCAGAAAGCGGACGCGCCCCGCAGCACCACGCCCGUCGCCGCCGACGACAAGAAGAAGAAGCCGCGCCUCAACAGCGAGGGCUGGAGCCAAGAGUCUGACGUAGACGACCAGCCGCCGAAAAGCAAAAAAAUUAAAUUCGACAAAGAAAAGGUGAAGACGCGUAAAAGGAAGCACUCGACGACCUCCGUCACCGACAGCGACGACCAGGCCGCCAGGCGGAAGAAGUCUCUCAAGAAGAAGGAGAAUAAGAAAGAAAAAUUGAAACUAUUGAAACGGAAGAAAUUAGGAAAGAAAUAUUUGAAGAAGUUAAAAGAAAAACAGAAGAAAAGGAAGAAAGCGAAGAUCAGUGAUGAAUCUGAAGAGGACGAGGAAAAUGAGAGAGAGAAAAAGAAGAAAGAUAAGAAACGUAAAAAGAAAAAGCUCCAAAAGAAACGCAAGCACCGCAAGAAGAAACGCUCCAAGGCGGCGUCGUCCAGCAGCAGCUCCUCCUCCAGCUCAGACUCCUCCAGCGACUCCGACUCGGACUCCGACGCCAGGAAAAAGAAAAAGAAGUCCCAAGGCAAGAAGAAAAGGAAGCAGUCCAGCUCUUCCGCGCGCAGCGACGAGCUCUUCGACGUCAACAUUCUCAACAACAUCAAGACCGAGCGGAUGACGGACGACGAGACCUUCUCGCCGCGCAAGAAGCCGCGCGAGAUCAUCAACGUCAAGGAAUUGCAGAGCGACUUCGUGGGUAACAACUUGCACAUCAAGAGGGAGCUGGAGCUCCCCCCGCCACCCCUCCCCGCACCUCACAGCGCCGAGGACAAGGCGGCAGGGCUUCAGGCUUCAGGACAGGAAGAAUUAGAAAACAAUACAGAUGUUGUAGCAGAAAAAGAAAGCCCGCACGAAGAGGUUCUCGAGAAAGUACAAGAUCAAAAAGAAAAUUUAGAGGAGGAGAUAGUGGAAAAGAUUGAAGAGGUUGUUGAAAAGAUAGAAAAAGAGAAAGUGGAAAAGAUGGAAGUGGAACCCGUGAAGGAAAUCGAAAUUUGUUCUGAAGAGAAAAUUGAAGAGAAGGCGGAGGAAAUGAAGAUCGAUCCACCGCACCACCCCUCGCCGCCCCGCGACCCGCGACUCGCCAACUCGAAACAGGCCACGGCAAAGAGGCCUUCUAACCUGGGCGAAAAAAUUAAAGUUCAUCAAUCGUUGUCCACGGACAACACCGCUGAUAGAUUCGCUAACUAUGACGUCCGCGGGGAGCGGCUGCCCGACGAUAAGUUCGCUGGCUACGACGAAGGGAAUUACGAAAUGUUGGAGCAAAUGGCAAUGGCGUACCAGAGCGAUGUGUCCAAGGAAAGCGCGGGGCUGUCGCAGCGGAUAGAGACGGUGGUGGGCGGGAGGCGGGGGGAGAUCAAGUGUGACUGGCGCCGCGACCAGCUCACUGAGCGCGCGGGCCACCCGGACCUCUCGCACAGACCCUCCAGGUGGGGUGAGUACAGUACAGUGCACUAGUAGAGACAGGGGAGG
Molecule: messenger RNA, 4327 nt
Organism: Bombyx mori (domestic silkworm)
Lineage: Eukaryota; Metazoa; Arthropoda; Insecta; Lepidoptera; Bombycidae
Product: calponin homology domain-containing protein DDB_G0272472
Exons: 14
Coding region: 758-4312 (1184 amino acids)
Biological process (GO): ribosomal large subunit assembly
Cellular component (GO): preribosome, large subunit precursor
Molecular function (GO): rRNA binding
Source: RefSeq, a predicted model, not a curated record